This is a messenger RNA of Capsicum annuum, 2398 nucleotides long. RefSeq names its product F-box protein At-B. Gene Ontology annotation, molecular function: protein binding. Lineage: Eukaryota; Viridiplantae; Streptophyta; Magnoliopsida; Solanales; Solanaceae. The transcript has 4 exons. The record is from RefSeq and is a predicted model, not a curated record. The coding region runs from base 538 to 2250 and encodes 570 amino acids.
UCUCUCUCUCUUUUUCUUCUGAUUAAAUCCGCUAAUUUUACGGCUGUUGUUGAUAAAAUCAGUUAAUUAAUGUAGCAUGUUUGUUCUAGUCUUCGUGGAUGGAGUUAAUUGGUACAUGCUGGGUGAGAGGUGGCAGGUAUUCCAUGGAAUUAGUAGAUGUGUGAAAGCUGAGCUGGACACCACGGUUGUAGAAAUAAAAUAAAAGUGAUACCAUGUUCACAUAGCCUCAUUGAGCUUGUAUGUUGUCCAAUUCAAUUAUCUCGAGUUCAUGUUAAGUGAAAUAUGUUGUUCCUUAAUUGGUUGAUUGUUUUGAGAUAAGUGUGAAUAAAGUGGAAUGGAACUCCAGGACUUAGGUCUGAUAUUACUUGACCUCUGUUGACCUGACUAACCUUAUUAAUAUUGUUUUGGAACUGUAAAUUUUGCUACAAUUGUAUGAAAUGGAGUGAGUAGUUGACAUCAUCUAAUUUAGGAUUGAAACGUAGUUGACAUAAUUAUUUCGAGUUUAUUGCUGGCUGAUUUAGAUUGACAUAUUUAUGUAUGCUUUACUUGUAUCUAGCUAAAACUGCUGGAGGUAUUUUCUGGGCUUCAGUUUGCGGCCUUUGUGGGCAUUGCAAGUGUAGCCGGUCCAAACAUUUCAUGGGAUUUUAUUUGGAUGAAGAGACUCUAAAACAUGUUGUGCAUAGGGUCCAAGGAGCCAAGAGUUUAACUAUUGAUUGCCUCCAAAUGAAGAAUGAUUCCUCCAUUAUCAAUAUUCUCAGCGAUCAUAUCGAAGAUUUGAGUUUGCUCAAAUGUUCCCAUUUGUCUUACGACAUUCUUCGUGCAAUUGGAGAAAGGUGCCCCAACUUAAGGUCCUUGCUUAUAGAAUUUGCUGGGUUAGGAGCACCAGAUCUUCUCAGAAUGAAACUUACAGGAAUGCUCCAAAAGGUGUCCUUGUUAGAGUCUCUGUCCAUAAAAAUCCGAGGGACCUUACGUGAUGUAUUUGAUGUACGACCCCUUGUAGCGUUUCUGCCCGAGGGUUUAAAAAAAUUGAAGUUGCAGCAAACGGGUGAAAUGUUCUUUGUCGUCUGGUUACAUACGGUCAGGGAUAUCCCUUGGUUCAAAUUGCAAAGCUUAUCUCUUGUCUUGGACGUUAUAUCAGAUGGUCUUAUCCGCACAGUUGUGGACUCUCUUCCUCUUUUGGUAGAGCUCGAUCUUGAAGACAUACCUUUUAUGGAGCCAUCAGUACGGGACUUGACCAACAUUGGACUACAGUCUCUGAAGUACUGCAGGCAUCUAAUUGCCCUCUCAAUUGUUAGAAGUAGAAAAAAUUUUCCCACUUCAUUUACGAGAGUGGACAAUAUAGGCAUGUUCCUUCUUUCUGAAGGUUGUAGAGGGUUGGAAUCAGUGAAACUUGGUGGGUUUGUGAAGGUUACUGAAGCUGGGUUUUCGUCAAUUCUGUAUUCAUGCCUGAAUCUGAAGAAAUUUGAAGUGUUGACUUCACCUCUAUUAUCAGACUUGGCGUUUGAUAAUAUGAUUGGAGUUGCAAGGUCCCUAAUUGAAUUAAGGUUGGUAUCGUGCAGGCUUCUAACUAGUGAAGCUUUUGAGGAUUUGUCCUUGUUUAGUAAGCUGGAGGUAAUUGACACAAGUGGUUGCAGAAGCAUUGGAGACCCCUGUCUCUUCUACAUAUCAAGUGUUACGACGGUCACCAAACUAAACUUAGCAGAAGCGGAUAUAACUGAUACGGGUCUUGCUAUUCUUGGCAAGGGAAACCUACCUAUUGCACAUUUGUGCAUCAGAGGCUGUAAGCGGGUAACUGACAAGGGCAUUCAGUUUUUGUUUCAUGAUGAGAGGAAAAUUUGUAAGACAUUAUCAGUGUUGGAUGUCGGUCGCAUCGCGGGAAUAACUGAUGCAGCUAUUUUUACCAUUGCAUCUACUGCGAAAGCAUUAACUGAUUUAUCUCUAAGAUUCUGUUUUCACGUCACUGAUGCUGCACUGAAGAUGCUGGUGAAUAGACCAAACAACAACAGUAGUCAACUGCAAAGACUUGAUCUUUGCAACUGUCGGGGACUGUCUGAUGAUCUCAUAAUGCUUUUUCAGCACAAGUCUGCUUUCCGUGGUCUGCGCUGGCUAGGUGUCGGACGUAAUCCCUUGGUCAACAAAAGAGAGGAUUUCUCCAAAAUCUGCAAAGCCCGACCUUGGUUUGUUGUAUGCUUUGAUGACUGCGAGUUUGGUUGCCAUGAUGGCUGGCAAUAUCACAAAUCUGAUGACUGAAGUCCUUUUUUUUUUUUUUUUCCUUUUUUUGACAAAGGCUGAUGACCGAAGCCUCGUUCAGCUGCAUUAUUGUGCUUUAUUUGCUCUCUAUUGUAACGAACCUUUUCAAUUACAAUGAAUAUCAAAUGCCUAAUUUUUGGACCUGCAA